CUAAUUUCAUAUUUUUAAUUGUGUUCUUAUAAUGAGUUAAUUGUUCUAAUGAUGAACAGCGGUAGAUCUCAUACUUGCCAACAGUCUAGUUCAGGUUUGUCAUCAGCAUCAUUAAAAGAUGAAAUAUGGACAAAUUCACGUAGCAACAUUGUAUCUUUUGAAUCUGAAGAAAAUGAAUCUCUAAAGAAACUGAGGAAUAUCAGAUGGACAAAACAUGGACAUUUACAAAACAUGGAAAAUAUACCUCAGCAUAAUUUAGUCACACCGAGUUCACAUUCUGUAUCUGGAGGGCCAUCAUCACGUUCUAAAUCAUCUACCACCCCACAAUCUAGUACAAAUCCAAAUAUAGUUGCUGUUGUUGAAGGAAGAGGUGUUGCUAGAGGAGAAAUUGGAAUGGCGUCUAUUGAUCUUAAAAAUCCUGUCUUGGUUCUCUCCCAAUUUGCAGAUACUCAAGUUUACCUUCGCCUAGCUGUUCAGCUUAACGUAAUUCAGCCAAUAGAGAUUAUUAUGCCUAAUACCGUCCUAGAUUACGGUACAAGAACUAAGCUUAUUUGCCGAAUACGGGAACUUUUUCCUGAAUUAAAUGUCGUAACAGUUCAACGGAAAUAUUUUAAUGAAGGAAAAGGGUUGCAGUACAUUAAAGAAUUAAGUGCUUCGGAAUACAAAACUGUGGAAAUAGAAGUUACUAGCAAAUAUUAUUGCUUAGCUGCAGCUGCUGCUUUGUUGAAAUACACAGAGUUCAAGCAAAAUAUGUCAUAUGCUUCAAACUCUUUAAAAAUUAUUUACCGGACUAGCGUAGAUACCACUAUGAUAAGUACAUCCACCGCUCGAAAUCUGGAGUUGGUCACGAAUGAAAUGGGUAAAGUAGGCCAUACUCUAUAUGGCAUUUUAAAUCAUACCCUUACUGCGGGUGGAGAUCGUCUCCUUCGUGCAAAUAUCUUACAGCCACCAUGCAAUAUUAAUACAGUUAAUACUAGAUUAGACUGUAUUGCCGAACUUAUAGAAAAUGAGGAAUCAUUUUAUGACUUGAAGUCUGUAAUUAGUAAGUUUAUUGACACGGAACAUCUCUUGUCGCUGUGUGUCCAAAUACCGAAGGAUGAUAAUGUUCGUAAUUGUGAGCAAAAAAUAACUAACGUUAUUUGUAUGAAACAUGCUUUGGACCUAGUAAAACCACUACGUGAUUGCCUAAUUCCUUAUAAGAAUGCGUUAUUUAAGACUUAUUGCCAAGCUUUGUCAGAUGAACGCUUUCAAGAAUUACAGGAAAAGAUAGGCCUCGUUAUUCACAGCGAUGUUCGAUUUCAAAAAGGAGUUUUAAAUAUGCACAUGCAGAAGUGUUUUGCCGUGAAACCAAAUAUCAAUGGGCUUCUUGACAUAGCUCGUCGUGCUUAUUCUGAAUCAGUCAAUGACGUAGCAGAAAUUGUAAAGCAGUUGAAAACUCAGCAUGAACUUCCUUUACAACUAGGCUAUACUUCUACACGUGGCUUCUUUAUUCAAAUACCGUGCAAACAUUUGCCACCAAACAAAGAAUUGCCUGCAAUAUUUUUGAAGGUCAAUAAGAGUAAAAAUUGGAUUACCUGUACGACAGAAGAUCUGAUUAAACUGAAUGAUCGUAUUAAAGAAUCUUUGAACGAAAUUUAUCUUAUGAGUGAUAUCAUAAUCAAUGAAGUUCUUAUUGAAAUACGAGAGCAUAUUGGAUGUUUAUAUAAUCUAACAGAAGCCGUAUCAUAUAUAGAUUUUCUUCUUUCUCUUGCUCAUGUUUGUACCCUCUCUGACAAUGUUCGUCCUGAAUUCUCAGAAACAUUAGCCAUCAAAAAUGGAAGGCACCCUGUUGUUGAAAAGAUUUGCGGAACUACAUUUAUUCCAAACAAUGCCUUUAUGUGUGGAGAUAUGAAUUUCAUUGUUUUGACUGGAGCAAACAUGAGUGGAAAAAGUACGUAUUUGAACCAAAUAGCUGUUCUACAAAUUAUGGCUCAAAUGGGUUCUUACGUCCCUGCUGAAUUUGCAUCCUUUAGGAUAGCAGAUCAGAUUUUAUCUCGUUUGGGAACCAAUAAUGAUAUAGAAAAGAAUUACUCAUCUUUCAUGCUACAGAUGAAAGAAGUAAAUUACAUUCUUCAACAUGCUACAGAAAAGUCUCUAAUAAUAAUUGACGAACUCUGUAGAG
Messenger RNA from Stegodyphus dumicola, 2161 nucleotides. RefSeq names its product mutS protein homolog 4-like. The record is from RefSeq and is a predicted model, not a curated record. Gene Ontology annotation, molecular function: mismatched DNA binding; ATP binding; ATP-dependent DNA damage sensor activity. Gene Ontology annotation, cellular component: nucleus. Gene Ontology annotation, biological process: reciprocal meiotic recombination; mismatch repair. Lineage: Eukaryota; Metazoa; Arthropoda; Arachnida; Araneae; Eresidae.